AUGACUCAAACAUGGAUGCAAAAUAUUCCAGAAAUAGAUGUAUACAUGCAAUCACUUGAUAAUGAAACAUACGGCUACCUUCAAAAAAAUAUCGGAAAUUCGAAUCUACACUUAAAUAUUAUUCCAAUAAGUCAGCCAUGCUUAAUUGGAACCACAAAUGAUAACGGAUGGAAUCAUGCACAAGCUUUACAUACAGUAUCUUAUAAAUAUGCAUACGAAAAGAAUCCAAAUAAAAAGAUUUACGUUUUUUUAGACGAUGAUACAUACUUUUUUCCGCAAUCAUUGAUAUCACAAAUUAAUUCAGAAGUUUUAAAUGGUCCAUAUGCAUUUGGAUGUGUAUAUGGAUCUUAUAUCGAAAUAGAAAAAUUUUAUAAUCCGAAAAGAACAAGUAAUCAUGUUUUCAUAAAUGGUGGAGGUGGUAUCGUUGUUACUAAAGAGCUUCUCAAACUAAUAAGUGAGAAAAACUCAUUACUUACAACUGCAUUUGUAUCUCAUAAGUUUCCAAGUGAUAUGAAACUUGCGACCUUUAUUGACAGCAUCAUUGGUCCAAUAGAAAAUUAUCUAUUAGCUUGGCCUGGACAAUCAAAUGCUGAAUCUCCUUAUACGCUUAUUGCAGAACUGGGCAUUCUAAAAACUUUUCCAGUAGGAUUCCCACGUAUUUCAUUCCAUCAUAUAAUAGAUGAAGAUGUUCAAAGACUUUGGCGUUCUUCUUCAUCAAUAUUUGCGAAUAAGACUGUUUAUUGGGAUAAUUUUUCAACACAAGUUAUUAAAGUUCCAUUUGAUGAUGAAAUAGUUAAUUUCGCAUUCGGAUAUGCUUUCUACAAUGACAAACUUCAAAAUGAAAGUUGUUUUUCAAUAGAAAACCCAGUUCCCGAUAAUAUAGAAGCGCCAAAAUAUUAUAGACAGAGAUACAACUGUAAUGUAACUGUAUAUUAUCAUUGUAAUGGCAAAUCCAAUGAAAUUAUUUUAGAAAAAUUUUCUAAUGAUGCUUAUCACUUCUCCAUUCAAUGUCCUUCGCCAGUGCCUUAUAUAAACAAAAGGCACAUUGAUGUGAAGUAUUUUGAUUAUGAUCCUAAUUAA
This is a messenger RNA of Trichomonas vaginalis G3, 1080 nucleotides long. RefSeq names its product glycosyltransferase family 31 protein family. Lineage: Eukaryota; Parabasalia; Trichomonadida; Trichomonadidae. Gene Ontology annotation, cellular component: membrane. The record is from RefSeq and is a predicted model, not a curated record. Bases 1 to 1080 code for a protein of 359 amino acids. Gene Ontology annotation, molecular function: glycosyltransferase activity. The transcript has a single exon.